AUGAGCAUUGAUACGCUGCCAUCACAGCUGGCAGCUGCGCCAGCACCUGCCGCCGCAGUUACUGCUUCCAUACCCAGGAAUCCAUCAGAUCCAGUUGAUGGCCUGCCAAAGGCAGGCCAUUUACAGCAGCAGCAGCAGCAGCAGCAGCAGCAGGCUUCUGUGCUGAGAACAAGAUCAAGAAAGGGCACGUUUAGCUCUAAGAUUGGUAAACUCUUUGGUGUGUCCAAAGUUUCUCCUGAUGAAGAUCUUCCGAGACACAAUGUUUCUGUCAAUACUAGUACUAGUCAGGUCCCACAGGCGACUUCUGCAGGUUCCGGAACGGGUACCACGGCUUCCCCGCCUUCACCACCUUCGUCUUCGUCAUCUUCUUCCCUUUCAUCAAGGUACCGCUAUGAUGGCACCAGACCUUCGUCCCCAAGACUAGCUUCAGGAGCUACUUCUACGAUCAAUAGUUCGAGUUACAACAAUAAGCAUUUCAAUUCACAGCAACAUCUAGCAUCAGAUGGUAAAUCCAUCGCUUCCAGUACAGAAAAGCUCCAUUCUGCAUCAUCAACGGCAAACUUAUCGACUCUAUCCUCUGCAAAUACGUGUCCUAAUCCAAACCGUAGGUUCAUCCUGCACGAGGAUGGGACCCAUGAACACCAUUUGAAAAAUGCAAAGAGACAGGAGAAGUUGGGAUCUAUGAUUAAAAAUAUGCUUGGUGCACAAAAAUUACGUGGUGAAGCCAAAUCUGCUGUACCGGAUAUACUCAUAAAGUCAAUGAAAUCCGGUGAUCCACCAUCAUUAUUUGCAGGUCUCAUAAAGCAAGUGGACGCCGCUUCUGCCGAGACUUAUCAACUUCAAAAUGGGACUGCUUAUCCUUAUAGUGGGGCUACACAAGUGCUGGGGACAAAACAAGAGCAAAGCCAACCAGACUUAAAAAUGCUUAAUUUUGAAGACGCUGUCAACCCAUUGCAUCAUGGGUCUGUUACCUUUGGGCAGAAAUAUGGGAGAUGCCAGGAAGUUAUCGGGAAAGGUUCCUUCGGUGUGGUACGGAUUUGUCACAAGAAGAACUUAAAAAGCGUUAGUGGAGAAAUUUUAUAUGCUGUUAAAGAAUUUAGAAGAAGACCCACUGAAAAUCCGGUGAAAUAUUCGAAGAGGUUGACGUCUGAAUUCUGCAUCUCUUCAUCUUUGAAGCAUACCAAUAUUAUAGAAACUCUAGAUCUUUUCCAAGACGCAAAGGGUGAUUACUGUGAGGUGAUGGAGUAUUGCUCAGGUGGUGAUUUGUUCACUUUGAUUAUCGCAGCAGGGAAACUAGAAUACCAAGAAGCUGACUGCUUUUUAAAACAACUAAUAACAGGUGUUGUUUACAUGCAUAAUAUGGGCGUUUGCCACAGAGAUUUAAAGCCGGAGAAUCUACUGCUCACUCAUGAUGGUACUCUAAAGAUCACUGAUUUCGGUAACAGCGAAUGUUUCAGAAUGGCAUGGGAAAAAGAGAUUCAUCUCAGUGGUGGAGUUUGUGGCUCUGGGCCCUAUAUUGCACCAGAAGAAUAUACUCAAGAAGAAUUUGAUCCAAGAGCAGUGGAUAUCUGGGCUUGCGGUGUAAUUUACAUGGCGAUGAGAACCGGCCGCCAGCUUUGGGCCACAGCUCAAAAGGAAGAUGAAUUUUAUCUGAAAUAUUUGAAGGGAAGAAAAAAUGCCGCCGGAUACGAUCCGAUUGAAAAGUUAAAACGUGCUAGAUGCAGAAAUGUCAUAUAUUCAAUUUUGGAUCCUGUACCUAGCAGAAGGUUAAGUGGUGAUCAAAUAUUGAAUAGUGAAUGGGGAAGAGAAAUCGUUUGCUGUCAUGAAGGUCACCCAAUCAAAUAG
Messenger RNA from Kluyveromyces lactis, 1845 nucleotides. RefSeq names its product serine/threonine protein kinase SAT4 (gene SAT4). Gene Ontology annotation, biological process: intracellular monoatomic cation homeostasis; protein phosphorylation; intracellular signal transduction. The transcript has a single exon. NCBI's taxonomy places the organism in Eukaryota, Fungi, Ascomycota, Saccharomycetes, Saccharomycetales, Saccharomycetaceae. The coding region runs from base 1 to 1845 and encodes 614 amino acids. The record is from RefSeq and is a predicted model, not a curated record. Gene Ontology annotation, molecular function: ATP binding; protein serine/threonine kinase activity.